Molecule: messenger RNA, 984 nt
Organism: Rotaria sordida
Lineage: Eukaryota; Metazoa; Rotifera; Eurotatoria; Philodinida; Philodinidae
Source: the annotation of a GenBank genome assembly
AUGUUUCGUUCAUUAAUUCGUCCAAGCACAUGUGUGCGAUGUUUAAUCAAUCGAAUUCAAUAUAAUAGUACUAACAAAAAUAAAUCUGAAAUUGAUCCAGGCAAAAUAUUUAUUCGUCGAGAUGUUCAAGAUCUAUUAAUAAAUAUAACUGGUUUUGAUUUAUCACGAAUAUUUCGUGUACGUAAUAAUAAAAAUCUUGAUCGUAUUGUUUAUAAAUAUUUAACUGAUAAACAACUCAAAGAAGAACAAGAAAAAACAAUAGAACGUGGUCGAGCUAAACUUCAAAUGCCACCUGUUUUAUCUGAAGCUAAUGAAAAUAUUGAAAUUCUUGAAAAAGAUGAAAUGUUAAGUGGUUUUUCAACAAGUAAACAUUUAUUUAUAGAUAUAUCACUUGGAAUACCAAUACGAGAUCGUCUUAUUGUUGCUCGAGAUGUUGAUGGAACAUUACGAACAGCAACAUUAGAUGAAAAACGACGAAUGAGACAAAUUUAUUUUCCUAUAGUUGGAAGAGAAUUAAUUAUGCCAAAAAUGUUUGAAGAUGAACAUUUAGAAAAAAUUUUAGAACGAGGAGAUUAUGAAUUUAUACUCGAUCGAGCAUGUACUCAAUUUGAACCUGAUGAUCGAGAUUAUAUACGUGUUACACAUAGAAUAUAUGAACAUAUUGAUCAAACAAAUUCUUAUGAUGUACUUCGAUCAACAAGACAUUUUGGUCCAAUGGCUUUUUAUUUUGUAUGGUUUAAAAAAAUUGAUCGAUUUAUGAACGAUAUGAUUAGACGAGAUUUAAUGAACGAUGCUGUUUCACUUCUUCAACUCUAUGCAAUUGUACAUCCAAAUUCUAAAGUAGCUGAAUAUAACUUUAACGAUACAAAUCCUCAUGAUCUUAUUCAAGCAUUUAUUGAAAAUGAAGCUCGAAUACCGGAUUUACUCGGUGAAGCACUUCGUCAAUACGCACGAAAGACUCAACAAGCUGUUACUAGUGGAUAA